Molecule: messenger RNA, 2245 nt
Organism: Exaiptasia diaphana
Lineage: Eukaryota; Metazoa; Cnidaria; Anthozoa; Actiniaria; Aiptasiidae
Product: peroxisome biogenesis factor 10
Exons: 11
Coding region: 95-1126 (343 amino acids)
Biological process (GO): protein import into peroxisome matrix
Cellular component (GO): peroxisomal membrane
Molecular function (GO): zinc ion binding
Source: RefSeq, a predicted model, not a curated record
CCAAAAUGGCGGAUUGCCCGCCGAUGUCUGAAAUCAGGUCUGAAAUGGUUUUUGUAAAUCAACGAAGAUAAAACUGCUAAUGCUUGAAUGAGGGAUGUUCAAGAAAGCUGGGCAGCCCGAGCUGGUUCGCUCCAAUCAAAAGGAUGUAUUUUACGUGACAUAUUUAAGGGAAAUUUCGGGACAGAUUUUCAGAGACCUUGCAGGUGUGUACUCCUGGAUCAAAUGGAAAGACGAAUUAGAAUUAUUGGCUGAAAUAUGCUACUUUGGACUGACAACCAUUUCUGGUUUUCAGACUCUUGGUGAGGAAUACUGCAACAUUGUACAAGUUGACCAAACUAAACGAGCUAUACCAUCAACCCUUAGUCGAUGUACAAUGAUCUUUCUUCAAGCUGUUUUACCAUAUUUGUCAAGAAAGAUCAUCUCAAAAAUCACAAUAGCAAUACAAACCCCACAACCAUGGCCUCUAGGGUUAACUGAGGAGACUAGUCGAUGUACAAUGAUCUUUCUUCAAGCUGUUUUACCAUAUUUGUCAAGAAAGAUCAUCUCAAAAAUCACAAUAGCAAUACAAACCCCACAACCAUGGCCUCUAGGGUUAACUGAGAGAUCAAGGUCAAUACUUGUAGAAAUUUUACCAGUACUACAACAGUCAGUCAUUUUCUUUCACAGAGCUCAUUUAACAGUGUUUUAUUUAAAUGGGUUGUUUUAUCACAUCUCAAAAAGAAUGACAUCUAUCAACUAUGUUCUUGUUAGAAGUGGCCUAAAAGACAUUAGUUCUAGACCAACAUACAAGUUACUUGGUUACAUCUCAGCUUUACAGCUAAUUCUAACUCUCUUAUUCACUGCUUACAAGAAAUCGAAAUCUUCCACACUUUCUUCAAGUUUCAAUUCUUAUGCGGUUAAUAAUGAUAAAGAUGAAGAAAGUGACGUGUCUUGUGCAAGCAAGCAGAUGAAAUGUUCGCUGUGUUUAGAGCCYUUACGUCAUGCCACAGCCACGCCUUGUGGUCAUCUAUUUGAUUGGUACUGCAUUACAGAAUGGUGCAGUACAAAGCAAGAGUGUCCCUUAUGCCGUGAUCCAGUCCAACUAUCAAGACUCGUGUGCUUACAUCACUUUGAAAGUACUCGCUAGGGAAACACUAUUUGUUCAUAUUCAAGAAUAAAGGCAAAACAAAGAGAAAUCGUGCUUAAUCACUGCCGUGAUGAAAGACUUACGAAUAGGCAAUGAAUUUAUCUGACUUUGGCUCGGAUACUACUAGUAUAUACCAUUCACCUAUAUUGGUACUGCACAAUAGGCAAUGAAUUUAUCUGACUUUGGCUCGGAUACUAUAGUAGUAUAUACCAUUCACCUAUAUUGGUACUGUUAGUACAAUAGGCAAUGUUUAGCGACGCCAUUUUGUGCAGCAAAGUAUGAUGGUAGUUGUAGUCUUCGCACUUUUCAUGGCCCCUAAAAUAUCUCCUUGACAGCUGUUUUUACAUUUUCUUUUAGAAACAGCACAAAUACUUCCAUGUUCGCUUAGAAAAAGCAAAACCUGCUUAGGAAGACUUUCGACUUUUUUAGCGGACAUAAAAAUGUACGACUAGAGCUACAAUCUUCCUUUACUGCACAAAAUGGCGUCGCUAAACACUGCCUAUUCUUCGUUUUAUUAACAUAUCGAGAAAGGCACAUACGAAUUGUUGUAUUUUUACCUGCGCUCGUUCGUUGACCAUAAUUGGAUUAAUGAAUUCCAUAUUUGGAAACUGAGCCAACUCGCGCGCGUGAACCAGUGAAAACUUAGUUCAAAAGUAGUUUGGUGAAUCAACCAUGAAUAAUUUUAACAAUUUAUUCCAAGUUUUCGAUUUAAGCGGUCAUCCACAGGGAACACAAAGACGUUACAAAAACCGCAUUUAAACUGAAAUCAAACUGUUUUUGCGCGAGCAAAGAAAAARCAGUGCGUUCCCAGACCUCCAUUAUGAUCACAAAAUACAACAUCAUUCUCGGUAUGCGUUACGUCACAGCGGCCAUCUUGAAGGAUGUCAGUAUCUAUUGUUCAUUCCUCMAACAUGGCCGCAAUAUAUUUACACAAAAGAAUAGUCGAGUAGAUGGUAUCAUGCGUAAUAGUUGCCAGUGGAAACUAGAUGUUCAAUCACGCGAAAACAAACAAAUAAAUAAAUAGUCGCUCSAGAAUGCAGUCUCUCCACCAAUCAGCGGAUGAAAAUUUGUUGUUGAAUUAUAGACAUUCAGUAUAUAAACUUUGUCAUUUUGAUUGAA